Molecule: messenger RNA, 933 nt
Organism: Trichogramma pretiosum
Lineage: Eukaryota; Metazoa; Arthropoda; Insecta; Hymenoptera; Trichogrammatidae
Product: ankyrin-3-like
Exons: 3
Coding region: 1-933 (310 amino acids)
Cellular component (GO): cytoplasm
Molecular function (GO): protein binding
Source: RefSeq, a predicted model, not a curated record
AUGUCCAGAUUAGAAAAAUUAAAAAGGAUGCGAGCCGAGGUCGAUUGGAAUUUAAUAAAGGAGCGACGUGAUCUUCUCCGUCGACUUUUUCACUUGACGAGCGACUGGAAGGUACAGCUUCCAAAUCUCCUAGACGUUUUUCGGGCCGAAGAUAUUGACUGGCUUCUCAUGGAGGCCACCAACGUGACAAAAAAUCCUCCUCAACUCCAACGAUUUAUCGAGUUUGUAGCUCGAACAGGCUUCAAGGACGAGCCGAAACUCGACGAAGCAGGCAAGCCAAUAUCUCGUCGCGUCACGGCAGUAUACGAUGUGAAUUAUACCGAUAAAUUUGGAUACACUCAUUUUCAUCUGGCUAGCGAGUUUGACUUGGACGACGUCGUCGAAAAAUUCCUCGACCUCGGUCAGGAUCCCAAUCUCCUUGUGAAAAAUACAGGUGAUUCGCCGCUGCACUUUGCAGUGGCAAUUAAUUACGACGACACAACGAAGAUUUGCGACGAACGACAGCUGAAAGUUCAAGUCGACGCCGUGGACAGCUUAGGUAAUACACCUUUGCACGAGGCAAUCGUACAUGACAACAGACAACUGGUCGUAUUGCUAGUGAUAAGAGGCGCGGAUCUAAAUAUAGCCAACAAUGAUGGAUCCACUUCUCUGCACCUAAUUAGCGACUUAAUGAACAAUGAGUUGUUGACGAUGAUCUUUGAGAUCUUGGACAAACGACAGAAGACGGCUCAAAUCGACGCCCUGGACAAGUCUGGCAACACACCGCUACAAUUGGCUCUAAAAUGCCACAACAAUAAGCUGGUCGAAUUGCUAUUGAGAAGAGGCGCCGGUCAAAGUUUAGCAAACAACGUCGGAGUGACUCCUCUGCACCUCAUUAACGAGUAUGUCAACGACUACGACGAUGGAUUGGUGGAGUUGUUCUUCGAGAUCUGA